AUGAGAUCAGCUGAUGAGAGGAGAAUUAAAACGAAGAGAGAGCUACAGGCGUACUUACUUUGUUCCAAGAUGGCAUCUUCUUUUUAUCGAGUUUUCUUAGUCAUCAUUAGCCUCUGUGUGCCAAUCUAUUGUGUGUCCCCAUCCUGUCCCCCCAGCAGAGGAUCCCCCCGACUUUCCCCCACAAAGAGCACCCCCACCUCUCAGCUGUCUUCCAGCAACAUCAAUUUUGCCUUUCGCCUGUACCGGAGGCUGGCUUUGAAGACCCCAAGUCAGAACAUCUUUUUCUCCCCCAUGAGCGUCUCCACUUCCCUGGCCAUGCUCUCCCUCGGGGCCCACUCGGCCACCAAGACCCAGAUCCUUCAGAGCAUGGGGUUCAACCUCACACACACGCCAGAGUCCACCAUUCAUCAGGGCUUCCAGCAUCUGGUUCACUCACUCAGUGUCCCCAACAAACACCUGGACUUGAAGAUGGGGAGUGUCCUCUUUAUCAAAAAGGAGCUACAGCUGCAGAGAAAUUUCUUGGACAAUGUCAAGACGCUGUAUGAGUCGAGAGUCUUUUCUACAGAUUUCUCCAACCCCUCCACUGCCCGGCAGAGGAUCAACAGAUAUGUGGAGAAGGAGACCAAAGGGAAGAUUAUAGACCUAAUCCAAGACCUUGAACCUCUGACCGCCAUGGUCUUGGUGAACCACGUUUUCUUUAAAGCCAAGUGGGAGAAGCCCUUUAACCCUCUGUAUACGAGCAAAAGAUACCCAUUCCUGGUGGACAAGAGGACCGCUGUGAAGGUCCCAAUGAUGCAUCAGAUGGAGCAGUUUGCUUUUGCUGUGGAUUCGGAGCUGAACUGCUCAGUGCUGCAGAUGAACUACAGUGGAGACACCGUGGCCUUCUUUGUCCUCCCUAAAAAGGACAAGAUGGGGCAGCUGGAACAGGCCUUGUCAUCCAGGACACUGAGGAAGUGGAGCCACUCACUCAAGAUCAGGUGGAUAGAGGUGUUCAUUCCAAAAAUUUCCAUUUCUACCUCCUAUGACCUGGAAACCAUCCUCCCAAAGAUGGGCAUCCGGGAUGCCUUUGAUAAAAACGCCGAUUUUUCUGGAAUCACAAAGAAAGGUUUCCUGCAGGUUUCCAAAGCUGCCCACAAGGCUGUGCUGGAUGUCAAUGAAGAGGGGACCGAGGCCACCGCAGCUACCGCCACCAAGCUCACAACCAAGUCAAAGGAUGGCUCCGCUCACUCCAUCAUCUGCUUCAAUAGGCCCUUCCUGCUGCUCAUUUUCAACAAAGCCACAGGGACCGUGCUCUUCCUAGGGAAAGUUGAAAACCCCACUAAAUUCUAGUUGGGGAAAGGCCUGUUGAAGGAUGACAUCGUGACAAUGUGCAGGAAAUAACAAAUCGUGUUGCCUGAUGCUCCCGGUGUGACUUUAGGACGUGCGCCCUCCUGUUCCGAGGGUCGCCUGACCUCAGCAGAGCUGUAGUCUCCAUCCAGAGGCCACUGUUGGGUCUCAAUCAUCAAACGUCAGCAGAGAUGUGGGUUACAAACCAACACCCGUGAACCCCCAGUCAGUGCUCUUUUCCACAAAUCUCCCAGGUAACUAGCUUCAGGGAAUGUGUCUGGCUUGACAUACUUUCAUUGCUUAGAGCCCCUCGGAACAGUAACAAAUGGGCCAGUCACCUUUAUUGAAGAAUUACAGUAAUAAAUUUAAUAAACCUAAAAUGUGGAUGUGGCCAGCAGCAGUGCUCCCACAUGCCUCCAGCAUCAUAAUUUGAAAAUAGUUUAUUGGCUAAUUCACAGUAACCAGGUUGUCACUGUGUGACAUUUCAGUGGCUGCAUGAAUUCAUCCAUUCAUUCAACAAAAACGUAUUGUGUACCUCAUAUAUGUUAGGAAUAAAUCAGACAAUGUCCCUGGCUUAUUGAACCUAGAUAAGGUGACAGAUCACCACCACAACAAUAAA
Messenger RNA from Hipposideros armiger (great roundleaf bat), 1945 nucleotides. It is a transcript of the gene SERPINA9, whose product is annotated as serpin family A member 9. The record is from RefSeq and is a predicted model, not a curated record. Bases 1 to 1329 code for a protein of 442 amino acids. The transcript is spliced from 5 exons. Gene Ontology annotation, molecular function: serine-type endopeptidase inhibitor activity. Lineage: Eukaryota; Metazoa; Chordata; Mammalia; Chiroptera; Hipposideridae.